CUGGUAGGUUAAAUAAGACUGGUAUGGAUGCAUUAUACCUACCAAUUGUAUAUAGCUACAAACUUCGAUAUACUGUGAGCGGUUUAUUAGCAGUAUUGUUUGCAUUGACUUCAAUUCAAAACUCAUCAGCAUUACCUCAAAAACUAUCUGAAUAUUCAAAUAAAAACAAUGGGAGAUGGAAAAUAGAUAAUUGUUUUGUAGAGGAUCGGAAUUAUGACGUAACUUUUGUAAUAGACGCUGCAACGAGUCAAGAAAAUCUUCGUAACAUUCAAAGAUUUAUCAAUGACGUCACACGCCGGUUAAAUCUCCCCAAGAGCAGAGGGAAAAUCGGUUUUAUCACGUACGGCGUUAGAGUAAAGACCUUGAGACUCAAAAAGCGAUGGAGACAUCACGCAGAAUUGAGGGAUGCAGUGAAUGCUUUAAAACCUGUCGCAUCUUCCAGAAGAAAUGCCGGGAAGGCUUUAUUAUCGUUAUCUCAAACUGUGAACGCAAAGAGUACGAGCAGAAGUUUUAUUAUACUAUUGAUUGGUGGACAAUCGAUGGAUCCAGUUGUUCGUCCAGGAAGAAUAUUGCAAAGGAAGCAUGCAAGGAUAAUAGCUAUCGGAUAUAACAGAGCCAAUGCCACACAACUCAGGCCAGCAGUUUCGAGACCUGUCAAAGAUAACUUGAUUAUGCUCGAUUGGGGCGAUGAUCUCAUCAUGGCCACCGAUACCAUCCUUUCAAUAAUUUGCGAGGAAGUCUUGAACAGGAGAAAUCCAAUGCAGUCAAAGUUUCCUUUAAAAAAACAAGCCGUUAAAGGAAAAUCUACCAAUUUACUCGGACCUAGCUCAGUGAUUUCCUCGCCAGAAUCAAUUCAAUUAAAAUGGAAUGGAAAUUCCAGUCCGUUAUUACUGAAGUACAGGAUUGCGUGGGCACCAAGAGACGGAUCUUUAGAUGUAACAGUUAAAGGGAAUUUUUCAAUUGCUACACUGACCGGGUUGAACCCAGCUACGAUAUAUAAGAUUAAAGUAUCACCUCUUGCAAAAAGAACUUAUGGAAGACCUUUAACAAUUAUAGCUGCGACAGUUCCAUUGCCUGUUGCCAACCUCACAGCGAAAAUAGAAUACGUCGAACCCUGUACGUUACAAAAACAGCUUCAGAGGCUUUUUAAAGUUAAACAGGGAAUUGUGUUGAAACCAUCAGACUGUGAAAAAAGUAAAGCUGUUCUGUUUGUUGGAUGGCAAAAAACUUCAAAAUCAAAAUUCUAUAUGAUGUCGUCUGAGCCUAAAGCGGCAAGACUCGUGCGAUUGACGAAAAGGUCCACCAAACAAUUCUUAACAAAUGUUAAACCGGGAGUCGAGUACAAGCUUUCUGUUAUUACCAGAGGACCAAAACUGCAUGAAAGUAGCCCGGAGAGUGUUUCAGUUGUGAUACCUCCCAUGGAUCCUGUCCGAUUAGACACAGUUGUUGUUAACUCAACAACUGUAGCAGUUAGAUGGCAGAUGCCUAAACUUGCGAUAUACGAUAGCUUCCUAAUAUCAGUAAUAUCAGCAUUUGGGAAAACAUCGUACGGGGUUGGUGUCGAAGCGGUAAAAGCGGCAUCCGUAAAUCAGGACAUCGACCGUCCUUUCUACACAUCUUUAAUUAGCAAUCUUCGACCAGAUACUGAGUAUAAACUCACUGUGUACGCACAAAGCAAAAAUAUACCAAGCCGUGGAAACAAGAUGAACGAAUUUUCAACUAAGAUCUCAUCUGAUUUGUACAACGAACCAUUUCUUAUAUUAUCUGGGGGUGAUGGAAUUUAUGCUGCAACAGCAACAAGGGGGCCAGGCGGUACUGAAUCUGUACAGAGACUAUUCCCAGUAGUGGGAGGAGUCGUCAAUUCGGUAUACCACAGCCGCUGGAUCCAGAAAGACGAAGAUUACUUCUCUGAACAAGGCUCGUCAUUCCAGUGGCAGAAAUUAUUGAUAUGGAUCGAGAGAUAUACUAGGGAUAUCAAAGUUACAGAUCUAACGAGCCAGUCAAGGACUGUAACGCUUGUUUCAGGUUUGCUUCAACCCGUUGGUUUGAUAAUUGAUCCCUACGGAGAAACCAUAUAUUGGUCAGACGUUGGAAGCCAAUCAAUAGGAGUUGCAUCGAUCUCGAAUGAACCAGGAUCAAGACCUUAUCAAGUGAACAGGAAUUUGAUAAGUGGAGAUAUGCAAGCGCCCGUCUCACUUGCUAUUGACGUUGUGGACAGAUAUCUUUUCUGGGGAGAUUUGCAAGGCCAAAUAGAAAGAAGCGACAUGGCUGGAUUGCACAGAACUGUGUUACUGAAGAGGCAAAAUUUAUUGCCUUACAGUAUGACUUUUUGCUCCGAGAGUAAAAUGUUAUAUUGGAUUGAUGCCAGCACUGGAAACUUGGAAGUAAUGUCAUCGACUGGGGAAAACUACAAAAUCAUUGACAGUUCUGCAAUGAAUUCGAUGCUAACUUCAUCAACUUUGGUUAUCGCCGAUAGAAGUUUCUACUGGUUUGAAAACGAAAUAAAUUCCAUCAUGACUCUAAAGAAGUAUAAUGAAUCUGAGGAGUACGAUUCAGUUUCUUCACUAUACAGUGAUAUCAAAGUACCUUCUGUAACAGCUAUGAACAGUUUUGAUCCCGCUUCACUUGAACAAGGCUUUGGAAACGGUUAUACAUCAAUGGAAUGGCUAGUUUCUUUGAUGAAAGAAUCUACAAAUCUCUCUUUUCCGUGCUACAUGUCAGAAACCUUCUGCAUUGGCGUUUGUAUUCCCGUAACCAUGGACGAAGCCAUUUGCUCAAAUGAUUGCAAACCUUGGGAAACUAUGUGCUACAGAAGCAAAAAGGUCACUUGUAUUGACAAACACUUAACUUGUAAUGGAAUUACUGACUGUGAGUUUGGGGAAGAUGAAGACUUGCCAGAAUGUGAAAUUCAAAUUGACAAAGAUGACUGUGAAUCAGCAAAUAUGUCAGCAUAUGGCUGCCAUGAUUCUGGAAAAUGUGUUUCAUAUGAAGUUGUUUGUGAUGGAAGAAUUGAUUGCAAAGAUGGGUCGGAUGAGAAAAAAUGUCCAAUACAGAAACAAAUGUGUGACUUCGAAAAUGAUGAUUUUUGUUUAUGGACACAGGAAACACAACACGAUGAUUUUGACUGGGUUUUACAUAACAGAAAAACACCAUCAAAUGACACAGGACCCCUCAUGGACCAUUCUAUGUUAACAUUAAAUGGGAGUUAUAUUUACUUGGAAGCCACUCCUCAAAAUGAAGGUGACAAGGCUCAACUGAUAUCAGUAUAUUUUGCAAAGCCAAUUUGUAUCAGCCUCUACUAUUAUAUGCAUGGACAUACAUCAGGACAAGUAUCUGUAUUUUUACGCGAGUAUGAAACUGGUAAUCGAAAACUAAUUUGGAAAAAAAUAGGAGAACAGGGUGCAGUAUGGAAUAAUGCUGUUAUAUCAGUCGAUAGCCAUCAAAUAUAUCAGAUUAUAAUGGAGGGAACCCGAGGUGAAGAUUACAGAAGUGAUAUAGCACUCGAUGACAUCACAAUAAGUGAUGGAUUGUGUACUGUGACAACAGAAUGUGAUUUUCAUAAUUUGGAUGACUCAAUGUGUGGUUACAAAUUGGGUAAUCACUGGAAACAAGUAUCUGGAGAAGAUGUUCAGCCAGAUUCUAAACCACAACUAUUCAAUAGAAAGAAACCUUUGACACAGGAUCUUUCAAAAGCUCUUGGUUCUGAAUGGUUUUACUUUGAUUUCAAAUAUGAUGAUUUUCCUGGAUGUUCUGAAUGCAAUGGUGCUCGACUUGUAAGGGAUAUUUCUAGUCUCGAAUAUGCUGAAGAUGGUAUCAAAUAUGCUGGUGUAGUUUUGUGUGAUAAAACCAGGUAUAAAAUAUAUCUGAGUGAAUCUCUCAGUGGACCAUUUCGCAACAUCGCUGAUGGAGCAGGGAAGGGUGAGGAUCAUUGUGAAUUCAUUGGAGGAUCUGAUUAUGCAAAGGAGAUUGGGGCAUACAAAGAAUGCGAAGGUGAUGUCGGCUAUGUAAGACGAAGAUGGGGAGAAAAAUUGCAAACAGAAGCCUAUGGAUUUUACAGAUCCAUUUAUUUUGCUGCGUCAUCUUACAAAUGUGGAUUUGAGUUUCCUGAUUUUGUUGUAAAAAAUGAUCCAAAGAAAUGGUUGGAGUCAUUGCCUAAUAGUUAUUUGUACAUGGAUGCAUCAACUAUGGUUUCUCAAGAAAAUGCUUACUCUGACACCAUAGUUAUUCCCCUAUCUCUUAAAAGCGAAACAACAAAGAGGACUGAUGAAACACAGAAAAUAGUUGAAGAAGCUGAAAAGGAAGAAACAGAAGAACCAUCUGUAUUCGUUCUUUCAUCUAAGAAGCAGCCAAAAUUGAAUCAAACAAAGAUUGUUUCACGUCAUUCCCAUCCAACCAGUUGGUGUUUGAAAUUCAGAUACUUUAUUGUUGGCCCCGAUAUUGAAUCAUUCCAAGUAUCAAUCAAUAAUGAAUACAUAAUAUGGGUGAAAAAUGAGGAACAAGGCAAAACAUGGAAAAAUGCAUCUGUAGAUUUACCAUAUCCCAAUAUAAAGUAUGAUCUAAUAAUUACAGCAAAACGUGGGGAUGGGUAUAAUGGAAGUAUUGGUAUAGAUGACGUAACAAUAUCCCAUGAAUCUUGUCACCCGGAAAUGAGCUACCGGUGUACAUUUGAUGUACCAGUCAAUGAAGAUUGUGCAUUUCAGAUAUUGGGUGACUCAUUUGAGCAAGUUUCAUUGGAUAGUCUCUACAAACGUUUAUGGUCAGAUCCAAAAAUUGUGCAAAGUCACGAUUAUUCCAGUGGAGUGAUUACUGGAAAAGAAGUUGAAUUAUCCAAUGGUACAACUGUUACAAGUGGUCCAUACUUACGCAGUCCAGUUCUGCCACGUUUGAGCAAUUUUUAUCCAGUGUUGUGCCUCACAGUCAAUUACAGGCAAAGAUCUGAUGAAGGGUUGAUGUCGGUAAUAAUUCGUAGUACCUCUAGUGGACAAUUUCAUACAUUAUCAUCUCACCAUCUUCCUGCAAAGAAGUCUAUUAUUCGACCUUGGCUGACAUACAUAGCACAAAUUGAUAAAAAUGUUCCAAUAGUAUCUGAAGAAAAUUUCUACAUUGAAUUCCGUGGAUUGAAUGCAACAUGGAUAAAUGAACUUACCCUGGACACUGUAGAAUGUCCCGCUGUUGUUGAGGAUCUAUGUAGUAAUUCAAUCAGAUGUACUAAUGGUGAUUGUGUAUCUCCUGAAUCGUUAUGCGAUGGAAUUAAUGACUGUGGUGAUUGGUCAGAUGAAGUCGGCUGUUCAUCAAAGUGCGGAAAUAUUGCUGAUUAUUUUGAUGUCAAAGCAUUCUUUGAUGGAACAAAUUCCUUGGAAGAAGAUACUUGUACACAUCGAAUUCAUGGACAACCAGGAAAACAAACUCUCUUAACCGUUGGGGCUGUACAACCAACAUCGAUCUCGUCUCACAUUGUGAUGAAAGUAUAUGAAGGAUUCAAGCAGAGACAAAAAGGCGGCUCAGUGUCAAGUUCUGGAUAUUUUCCUGCUAAAUCACUUGUCUUCCAGACAGACAGAUUUUCAGAGAAAACAACGUAUUUGAUUGAAAGCCAUGAUGUCACUAUUGUGAUGGAAUAUUCCAAUUUGAGUAUGUCUCCUGUACCUUUGUCAUAUGAGAUGGUGGAAGACGGACAUUGCUCACUUGUAUGCCCAGAUCAUCAUUGUUUAUUCAACAAUAGAUAUUGUGACGGAAUACUUGGAUGUUCUGAUGGGUCAGACGAAAGAAAUUGUACAAGAUUGGUCAUUGAAGAUGGUGUCAAGGUACUGGAGGUACGCCAUCUAGAUGGCCCAUUUGCACCAAUAUGUGCUGAUGAUAUAACAGAACAACUCGCAGAUGCCGUAUGUAAACAACUGAAUGACCUUCAUGCUGAACGACCAUUGAAUAAAACGGGACUACCCGCUUCUUAUAACAAAAUCAAUCCCCAUAAGCUUGUCAGUAAAUAUGAAAUCACAGAAUCUACUUUGAUUCAAGCAUUGGUUACACGAGUAAAGAAUGAUAAAAUAGUAGGAAAUGCAAGUUUUCCAGUCACACCAAAGAAGACAGUUGGUGCAUGCAAAUCACGGGAAACCUGGAUACCAAACUGUAUAUCAUAUCAAUGUGGUGUUCGACCAAUAGAUGUAAAUCCAUCUGCAUCAAAACCAGGUCCGAAUCCGAUACUCCGAAUCAUUGGUGGAGGUUCUGUUAGAAAAGCAAAGUGGCCUUGGAUGGCAUCUUUAUUGCUGAAAGAACGAGAUCAUAACUGUGGGGCAACGCUAAUUUCUGAUAGAUUUGUGAUAACUGCAGCACAUUGCUUUGACGAACAUAAACCUCAAUCAUUCACUGUCUUACUUGGUGCAAAUUCAAUCAAAAACCAUGGAAAGGAAGCAUCUAAACAUGCGGUCAAAAGAGGAAUUAUUCACAGAUCAUACAACAAACAGGCAGAUAUACCUGACUGGGAUUUGGCUCUGGUUGAACUUGACCCCCCGGCUCAUUUCUCAACUUAUGUUUCACCUAUUUGUCUUCCUCAGGGUGAUAUGGAGUUUCCACCAGGAACACAGUGUUUUAUUGCGGGAUUUGGUCAUAUAUCAGAAGGUAGAGGAAGUCAGAAUAUGUUAAAUGAUGCCAAAACUCCAAUAAUAUCAAAUUCUGAGUGUGAUACUGAUAUGUAUAGAGGUUCAAUCACAGAAAGAAUGUUAUGCUCUGGAUUUCCAACUAAGGGCGGUGUUGGAAUCUGCCAUGGUGACAGUGGAGGACCACUCAUGUGUCAACAUCAGAACAAAGGAUCAUGGUACCAAGUUGGUGUCAUAAGUUGGAGUAUAGGAUGCGCUAACAAAGGAAAACCUGAUGUUUUUACCAAACUUCUGUCUCAUGUUGAAUGGAUUAAUGAACAGACUGGAUUCAAUUUGUCAUUGCCAAGUCAAAAUAGGCCUGUAGUUGGAACAUGUGGUGGAACGUAUUAUGGAUCUAAUACUGGAACAUUUGCCAGCCCAGGAUGGCCAAAAAAAUACUGGAAUGAUCAAGAAUGCACUUACACAAUCCUAGCUGAUCUUGGACAAACUAUUCAUUUAUCAUUUGAUGAAUUUGAAACUGAAUUAUAUUUUGAUAAUGUUGAAGUGUUCAGUGGAGAUAUGUCGGUAGCUAGUAGAGUACUCAGUCAACUAUCUGGAACAAAGAGGCCUGACCCAUUAGGAAUUCGAUCUAGUGCAGUUUAUGUUUACUUCAAAUCUGAUGAUGACACAAGUGAAAAAGGCUUUGUAGCGAGUUGGAGAGUUUCUGGAAAACCAACACCAUAUGAAGGUCCAGGACACCCGAUUGAGGUUCGUUUAAGAUCUGUUUAUUCAUCCAAAAUAGCAACAAUGGUCUAUAAAAAUCUUGGAAUAUUCUUCUACGGUGGCAUUGGUCCUGGUGGAUGGCCUUAUUACCUUCAGUACCCAUCAAGAAUGGUGAAGCAUAGACUUGCCUAUAUUCCACAAAUAGGUCAAUGGGUUAUAAGACCAGACCGUCCUCUCAUGCGUUCUAAUGAAAAUAUUGGACUGAAAACAACUUGUGUCAGCCCUACCCCCGACCAAUGUGGAACGAGUUGGAAAUUGUGGAAUGGAACUAAAUGGAUUAACAUACAACUGGUCUUGGAUGUGAAAAUUGGUAUGAAGAACCCUCAACCGACAGUUUCAGUUCCAGUAUCAACUGCAACCGAUCACCCAUCAAAUAUUCCAGACAUUCCAACAACUUCAGAACCAAACAGAAAUCAAGAGGCAGAAUUAGAAGGACAGAGUGAUGAAUCUUGUGGUGGACUACUGACUGAUCAAAAUGGUACAAUAUCAUCACCUGGUUAUGGAGAAUACAACUACAGUAACAACCUUAAUUGUAAAUGGUUUAUCAACCCUUCUGGUAGUCGAAAUUCAACUAAUAAAAAGUCUCAGUGGAUAUUGUUGGAGUUUGUAGAUAUGGACACCCAACAAUUGUUUGAUUACGUCAAAGGAUUCCCUGGAAAUAAUACAUCAGCCAUUCCAUUAUUUGGAAUGUCAGGAAAGGAUGUUCAUUUAGAAGAUGACUCAGAAAAUGAAUUAGAAAUUUCACCAAUUGAUCCCGAUUUAGAAACAAGAGAUGAAGUUGAACCAUACCUUGGCCUAUUUGGAAAUUUUGGAUUUGCAUUUGGAACACCAGCUAUUGUCAACACCCCUAAACAAACUACAACAACAACUCCUGUACAAACGCGAGGUUCGAAUGCCUUGACUGCAACAAUGAAACCAAUCACAACUGUGCUCAAAUAUGAAGAUACCGAGUUUCAAGGUUUGACACUAACUUUUACAACCGAUGAUGAAAUUACAAGUAAAGGAUUCUUUUUGAGAUAUUAUGUUAUUGAUGAUAUCACAAAAUCACCAUUAGAUAGUGAUGAUUAUGUCACUAUUGACAUAUUUGAAGAUAAAGGAACAAAAGGAGGCCGUAGAAAAAGAUCUGUUGUACCAGAUUUUAGUUAUUUCUACACUAGUGUAUCAGGCGAUUAUGAAGGGUCGGGUGAAUAUUAUGAAUACGAUUACUAUGACUACACAGCAUUAAAGGAUGUGAAGCCUGAUGCAUCUUGUAACUUCACCUUAACAAUGUCUUCUGCUGCAACACAAAUUAUAAGCUAUGAGACGCCAGAUAAUGGAUCGAAAGAUCAUGUUGUCAGAAAUUGCCUUUGGAGAUUGAAGAUAGAUUUUCCUCUCCAGUUAGUAGAUUUGGAGAUAAAUUUAGGAAGUUACAGUGGACCAAUUAUUUCUUACCUAUUCCAAGUUGGAAAUGAUCAUGAACAUGAUAUAUUGAGAGUGGAUCUUGCACCACAGACAGUGCUGAGUAAGAAAGUAAGCAGUCUUGGAGAAGUUAUGGUUCAUUUCAAAACUGAUGGUAAACAAGUUGGAUUUAAUAUUACUGCAACCUUGAGAAAUUUAUCAACUCCACCAGGUUUCAUCCCAACAACUAUUUUUGAUCUCGGAAAAAUUACUAGCAGAACACCAACUCUGGCAACCACAAUCAAAACUUUUGUAGAUCAUGAACAAGAACAAACUGUGCAAAUAACCAGUACCUGUUCCAAUGUUACUGGAAUUAUAGAAGAAAAUCAAUACUUCAUUCAUUCACCAAAUCAUCCUCAGAGUUAUUUGGGAAACACUGAAUGUACUUGGGUGUUGAAAGCUGCUGUCGGACAACAGAUCAGCAUCACUUUUACUAAAAUUGGAAUUGAAAAAGUUUCUUCAGAUUGUAGUUAUGAUAAUGUAACAGUAUAUAAUGGUGAAAUUGAUGCAGAACCUGUCGGUGUGUUUUGUGGAAAAGAUCUGCCAGAACAAAUCAUAUCAACUGGAUCUGUAAUGGUUAUCAAAUUUACAACUGACAGAUUAAUACAUGAUAUUGGUUUUCGAGCAGUUAUUUCUGCACUUGAGACUAUAAAAUAUUCUCCAAAGAAACCAAUGAGCAACAGUUUGCUGUUUUCUUGCAAUUUUGACAAUGAAGAUAUUUGUGGCUUCACUCACGAUAAGUCGGAAGAUGUUGAAUUCACUUGGACUAAACAAUUUUCGACGACACCAUCUGAAAAUACUGGGCCACCCCAUGAUGCAUCAGAGUCAAAAGAUGGUAACUACAUGUUCAUAGAAGCAUCGAUGCCUCGUGUUCCGGGAGAUAGAGCUCGUAUUGUGAGUCCAGUGAUUGAAGCCAAACCAUCAGUCCCAAUGUGUCUUAACUUUGCAUACAGCAUGAGAGGAUUGUCAGUGGGAUCAUUAGUUGUUUAUAUUUCAAUUGCAAGUGAUGGUGCAAUGAUGUUGUCAGAACAGAAAAUGGAUGUUGAAAUGCAAAUUGAAAACAUGUUUGAUUUGCGGCCAAUUGUUCUUAAUUUUGGAGCUGGAUUGAACCAAGAAAGAAUGGUGCCUACAUAUCGAAAUAGUAGUGGAAAACCAACUUGGCAGCAGUAUGUACUCUGGAGUAAGACUAGUGAGCAAGAUGAUGAACCUUGGCUUAAAGGAGAAGUCACUUUCACUCCCAACAAUCAUUUUCAGUUGUUAUUUGAAGGCAUACGUGGUUCAGAAUAUCAAUCAGAUAUAGCCAUAGACAGUAUAGUUGUACGUCAAGGGGAAUGCAAGAAAAAACAAUGCAGUAAAAAUGAACUUCAAUGUGUUGGUGACAGUGAGAGCAGAAGAAGUGUUGUCUGUGUAUCCAAGGAAUUGGAAUGUGAUGGACACAAUGAUUGUUUGGAUGGAUCAGAUGAAGCAUCUUGUACAUCACCUCUAAGAGAUCUUUGUGAUAGAAUGAGUAAAAUUCCACAGAAUACAACUCAAUUUAUGAUAUGCGACAAUGUUGAAAGAUGCAGUCCAAAGUCUGUAAAUAUUGGGCAUGUCAAAGAUAUUGCAUGUGAUGGUACAUAUGACUGCUUUGGUGGAUAUGAUGAGUCUCAUUGCGAUGUCAUCAACAAGCAGAAGGUAUCCUUGGAAACAGAGACAAAGAAAUUUGGUUGUGGAGUUCUCAGUGUCAAUCAUGAAGAUGUAACAGAAAGAAGCAAAAUUCACAAUAUUCCACCAGAGACAAUGCCAUGGGUUGCAGGAUUAUACAUUCAAGUACAUAAAUCUGAUAUGAUACAAGACUCCAUCACACUAAAUGAUCCAGAGAAACGCUUCCUCUUCCUCUGUUCUGCGGUUUUCAUCCGAGAAUCCUGGCUUCUUGCUCCAGCUCAUUGCAUUCUGGAUCCAGAAAUGACAAAACAGGAUCUCAAGCAUUUUCUCCACAACAGAGAAUCUUCAAACACUGAUGGGGAAGAAGAUGAAGAGGAAGAAGAGGAAGUUGAUUAUGAAAAACUUAUCACAGAGCCACUAAAUCAAUUCAUGAGAUAUGAUGAUCCUUUCUUAUCUGAGUUGAAUAAUCUUGAUGAGUUUCAAGACAUGUAUCCGGAUGAUAUAUACAAUGAUGAUGUUAUUGACCAGACAGAAACAGUUUUUGAAUACUAUGUUAUACUGCCUGCAAAAACAACAGAAUCAAAGCCUACAGUACACAGAGUAUCAAAACUUGUUCCACAUCCUGAAUAUUCCAUGAUGAAACUUCAGCAAGAUUGCAAUUCUACUACUAAUUAUGAAGUGAAAAUGUCAGAUGAAAAGUUUACAUCAGACACUCCCAAUGAAAGCAUUAACUGUGACAUAAAUAGAAUACAGAAUGAUGUCACUCUGAUACGAAUAGAAGAUGUUGUGACAUUUUCCACUGAUGAAGUCGAUGUCAAAGAAACAGAGGAACGAACAACUCAAUCAGCAUGCUUGAACAGCAAACAAUCACAAAUAACAGCUACAAAUGAAAAUAUAUUUAAUAACACGUCAACAGAAUUGAAUAACAUGUUCCAGCCACCAUCUGAAAAACUUACAUACUCAAAAAGUUUCAAAUCAAAAGCAACUUGUUAUGCAGUCGGAUUCUCUUUCCCUCAUAAUGAUGAUGUGAAAAAAUCUGAGUUGCAGCUGUCACGAAAAUCAGUUCAACUGGCAACUGGUGAUGUGUCUGCUGAGAAAUUAAUUUGCGGGAUGCAGAAUUUACUCGGGCCAACAGAAGACUGCUUAGAUUUAAUCAAAAUGGAACAAAAUUUCAGUCCGUUGCUUGUUGGAGGGUAUAAUGGAGUGAAAGAUGCAGCUUUUAUGUAUGAUCAAGGUCCAGUGUUGAUGUGUAAAAGUUGGAAUGAUCGAUGGUAUCUCACUGGAAUAUAUAGUUGGAGUAAUUUAUAUAGAAAUCUCCAACAUGAUAGAUUAUAUGAAGUGACAGAUGAAGCACAAAUAUCAGGUGGAAUACUACAGAAUAACAUGAUACUUGGAAUUCCGUCCGGAGUAGAUUUGUUUUUAGAUGUAACUCAAAUAUCAGAUUGGGUUCAAGAAACUCUUCGAGAAGAUUGUCCUGGUGAAUUUCCUUGCUACGAUGCAUCAAUGAUGAUUGAUUGUCCAUUUAACUACCUGGAUGAAAUUAAUUGCGCCUCUGGAUGUAGUUAUGAUGAGACAGCUGAUCCAAUGGGUCAAUAUUACAAGAAUUUGAAUAAUGUUGGUGUCCAGCUGCCAGAGAAUAUUAUUAUGAAGUACAAUCUUAAUGGGCUCAAUCACUCUAUGUCUGGGAAACUUGUAGAAAUUGGAGAUAAAAACCCAAAAAGUAUUAUAAUUGACCAACAAGAUGAUAUAGGUAUUUUGUUCAAUGCAACUGACAUUGGAGAAAGUCAAAAAUCAUGGAGAAAUGGUUUACAGCCUGGAAAUAUCAGGGCAAAUGUGGUGAACAAGCAAAAACUGAAGAUGUGUAUUUGGACUAUCAAGGCUCCACCCGGUAAAGUAUCGGUUUUGCAUGUUCACGAAUUUAAUGCAAUACCCGGAGGAAACAAAAUACAAAUUAUCAAUAGCGGUUUUGAGCAAAGUGAGUUACUGCAACCAAACAUGAAAGAUGUAUACUAUACUUCACGACCAGGAGAUACCUUAACAAUCAGAAUGUUGCCACCUAGUGGCCAGCCAUACUUGGAAGAAAUAAGAUACUUUGAAGCAAGUCACCAUGCAGAAGGUGUAGGAAUAUGUAAAAAUCGACACAAAUGUGGAGAUGGAACCUGUGUGUCACCUCACCAUGUAUGUGAUGGAAUUUGGCAUUGCAAAGAUAAAUCAGAUGAGAUGGAUUGCCCAUCAGGAUGCGGCGGUCCAGCUUUUAUUUCGGGCCCAUCAAGCGGGAUUAUCCAAAGUAAAAAUUAUCCUUUAUCACACAACGGCAAUGGAGACUGUGAAUGGCAAUUCGUAGUUUCAAAGCAUUCAAGUGAAGUAGAUACACCAGAGAUGUAUUUUGAAUUUACUGAUUUCAAGACUAAUGUUCAUGAUAUCAUGUUCCUCUUCAAAGGAGCUGGAGUCAGAAAAUCUGGAGAAAAUUUAUUGGGUGUUUAUAUGGGAGAUCGUGGUUCCUUCAACAUAACAAUUCAGGCGAAUAGUGCAACAUUAUUGGUUCGAAGCAAUGAUUUUAUAAGAAGUCGUCGUUUUAAAAUGAAAUAUACACUUAACAACAUGACAUAGGUUCAAGACUGUACUUAGCACACAAGAGAUGGAUAUGCAGAAAUUCACUAAUAAUGAAGCGCUUAAUGAAAAUGCAGAAAAUACUCUGAAGGCCCAAGCUUCUCAGGAUUAUAGAGUGUGCACAACAAAGAGUACUGCUUCGUCAAUGAAACACUUUUUUCAUUUUUCUUGUUUGAUUCGUUCGUUCCCAUCAAUCAUUUAUAUAUAACAUUGUACUUUCCAGAUGAGCUAAAAACUUGACAUCAAAAAUAGUAUUGAUAGAGCCUCAUAUAUAUCAUGAGAUAUUAGUGGCGGCUUGCACGGAGUGAAAAGCGUGAGCGAGUAAGCUAUAGAAGUAUAUUGAACUAAGCCAGCUUAUAAUCUGUGUUCCUUUUUAUGUUUUUUAUUCUAUAGAUUUUUAAAGCCUGUUUUUGCCUUACAUGUACCUCUUAAGUGCCACAAAAAACUUCGAUGUGUAUUAUUCUUAUUACAGAUUCUAUAACAAGUUACAAUUGUACUUGAAUAUUUUAGAAAUGUAUUGAUGUUGACCUUAUUGAAAUAUUUUUGAUCUCUUAGCACAGUUAAGUAUGAGCAAAUAAUUGAUUUGGUCCCUCUUGGUUUUAUCGUUAGAUCUCACAGUAUCAUUUUGUUGCACUCGCACUAACUUGUCUUUACAUUCUUGUAUUUAUUUUUUAUUUAAACUCAUUCACUAUUUUUGUCAACAUUUGACGAUACAAGAAAUAAAUAUACAUUUGUUAAAUGCCCAACAAGCCUUUUCGGUUUAGAAAUCAUUGAUUAGAUAUUGUCAGAACAAAACAUCCAGUUAAUAAGAAAAGCUAAAGUAAUUAAACACAUUUCCUGCGAACUUUUCAACUGCUUAUUAGCUCUAAUACAAUCAAGAAUGAUAGAUCACAAUUAUGAUACUGGCUGCUCAUCAUGAUUAAACAAGCUUUCUCAAUCUUUGUGUUGAUGCUAAGUUUGCCCCACAUCAGAAAUCUAAAUUUCAUACUAGUUUUUACUAUAAUAUAUAUUGUACAUUACAAUUACUGUACAUUACUUAUAAAACAGCAGUGAGAACAAUAAAAAUGAGGAAUAAUACUGUAUACACUGGAACAAGACAACAUAGUGAUAGGAAUUUUAUUACCACAACCCAAAUGCUCAACCUAAAACAACUGUAUUAUAAAAAUUGUUGGCUACAGAUUUGUGACAUCGAAACAA
This is a messenger RNA of Styela clava, 14240 nucleotides long. The record is from RefSeq and is a predicted model, not a curated record. NCBI's taxonomy places the organism in Eukaryota, Metazoa, Chordata, Ascidiacea, Stolidobranchia, Styelidae.